CGGGAAACGGGGAACGGGGAACGGGAAAACGGGAGAAGUACGGGAGGGAGACCAGGCACAAUGGCGGGACCCUGGCCCCACCCGGCAUUCCCAUUCCCUUUGUUUACCCGAUACUACUAAUUACUUCAGUCCAGCGCUGUAAUCAUUCGACCAUCCAUUCCAUAAUAGUACUUUGCGACUAUACUAUGGACUACUUAGUAUGCGCAUAAUAUUAUAUCUCACUCCAUGUCGCAACGAGCUUCACUCAAAGCUUGUGAAUGUGGCAUGACAUGGCCUGCAUGCCUUAAAUCUACCCACGGUCCUUGGCAGGCUAAUUAAAUGCUUUCCAAAGAAGAUAACGAUGGGACUCUCAUCUCAUGGUAGCCUUCCAUUUUUUUUAGCGCAGUCAGUCUACCAGCAAUCAACAAGUGUGGGAUAACCGUUUGCCCAUCCUUCGUUCAAAGUCGUGGGGUAAAUAAGGCCGAGGAGGAUAGGCUAGGUAUGGAUCCAUUAGCAUGCAUCAGUCAACCUCAGAAUUGAAGAAGGAAUAUCCGGAUAUGCAGUCAGACUCAGCCGCCGUCAUUGGCCAGCGGUCAGCACGCCUCAAACAGAAUAUGCAAUCCAAAUGCUCGUCGUAUCCAGAGAUCUCUUCCACUACGCACGCCUCUCAACGAUUCUCGAUUGCCGAGCGUAGCACCGCGCGACACAGCGUGCGUGCUGGACAGAGACAAGCAGCCACUCGUCCACGCAUCCACGCUCAGGUGCAAACUCUUCACGUCAAGUGUUCCUUUGACCAGGGCUUUGCGACCCGUUGCGUUGCUAUGUUUGUCGCCGUGAGCACAGCGAGGUACAAACUCCACAUGCCCGCCAGGAUAUUCAUCGGCGCGACACACUCCCUGUCUCCUCCAUCCUCCAUCCUCCACCCUCCCCCUCCCCCUCCCCCUCCCCCCUUUCGCCACCACUCUGCUGCACUCGAGGUAAAACUUGUGGCUCUCCGGCAAUCGGCGAAGAUCAGCCAGACGCACGCACGAGAACCAUGA
Molecule: messenger RNA, 1019 nt
Organism: Pseudovirgaria hyperparasitica
Lineage: Eukaryota; Fungi; Ascomycota; Dothideomycetes; Acrospermales; Acrospermaceae
Exons: 2
Coding region: 495-1019 (174 amino acids)
Source: RefSeq, a predicted model, not a curated record